AUGGCGGAAGAGGUGGACUAUACGAUCUCCGAGCAUGAAAUGGAGCAGCUUGCAUCGAUGCCGCCCCCAUCCCAAGCGGAUGCCUUUCCCCUUGUGGACCUUGGUGAAGACACCUUACCAGUACUUAUGGCUUGGGUGGACUCGUUCGAGACAUGUCUGUUCGGCCCGAUCUGCUUAAUAACAGCGUUGCCAACAUCAUACUCAAGGACCGUUCACCAACAUGCCGUUGAAAUGUCCGCCUUGGCCCUACGCCUCCAUCGCGAGAGACAAAGAUACCAGUUUUUGACCUGCCUAAGUCGACAUAUGUACGCGAUAACCACACUGCUGGCUGGCAUGCCCACCCCUCGUCGAGCGCAACAAUGGAUCCUUCGCAUGGAGGCCAGAGUGGCAUCGUUGGCGUAUCUGCUGCAUCAUGUCCGUCCUGGCGACGACUUUGGUUCGCUGGGGGUGUUUGCUCCAUCCCACUUCGUAUCUCAGUCGGCGUAUCUGCCCCAUCUCAAGACGUUCCAGGAUUUAUGGUGGUCCCCACUGUGA
Molecule: messenger RNA, 534 nt
Organism: Aphanomyces astaci
Lineage: Eukaryota; Oomycota; Saprolegniomycetes; Saprolegniales; Verrucalvaceae
Exons: 2
Coding region: 1-534 (177 amino acids)
Source: RefSeq, a predicted model, not a curated record